CAGUGCAGCCUGAUCCGCCGCUGGCGACGCUCGGGGCCGGAGACUGCGAUGAAGAAGGUGACGGCCCUCGACUGCCGCCAGCUCCGGAAGCUCCUGCGGAAGGAGCCUUCCCGCAGCCUGGUGCUGGACUGCAGACCCUACCUGUCCUACUCGGCCUCCCGCCUCCGGGGAGCGCUCAAUGUCAACCUCAACUCGGUCGUGAUGCGCCGGGCCCGCGGCGGCCCCGUGCCCCUCAACUUCGUGGUGCCGGACGAGGCGGCCCGGACCCGGCUGCUGCUGCCGGGGGAAGGGGCGGCCGCGGCGCGCCUGGCGGCGGUGAUCGUCCUGGAUCAAGGCACCGGGCACUGGCAGAAGCUGAAGAAGGAGAGCACGGCGCAGAUCGUCCUCAACGCGCUGCUGUCCAGCCUGCCCGAGACCGGAGCCAGGGUCUGCUUCCUGAAAGGGGGAUAUGAAACCUUUUACUCUCAAUAUCCUGAGUGCUGUGUCGAUGUAAAACCCAUUUCCCCAGAGAGAAAUGAAACGGAGAGAAACCUUAACGGCCACUGUGAGAAGCAGAGCACCAACCACAAACCGGCUUAUGAUCAGGGUGGUCCAGUUGAAAUCCUGCCUUUCCUUUACCUUGGCAGUGCCUACCAUGCUUCCAAGUGUGAGUUCCUAGCCAACCUGCACAUCACAGCCUUGCUCAAUGUCUCCAGGAAAGGUUCAGAAUCCUUUAAAGAGCAAUAUUGUUAUAAAUGGAUCCCAGUGGAGGACAGUCACAUGGCAGACAUCAGCUCUCACUUCCAGGAAGCCAUAGAUUUCAUUGACUGCGUGAGGCGAGCUGGAGGCAAAAUCCUGGUGCACUGUGAAGCCGGAAUUUCACGCUCCCCCACCAUCUGCAUGGCUUAUCUCAUGAAAACAAAAAAGUUCCGCCUGGAGGAGGCAUUUGAUUACAUCAAACAACGUAGGAGUCUGAUCUCACCAAAUUUUGGUUUCAUGGGCCAAUUACUACAGUAUGAGUCAGAGAUCCUGUCUUCCACUCUUAGCCCCCCUGUUGCCUCAUGCAAAAGGGAAGCUGUGUCUUUUUUUGCAGAAGAACUGACUUUAAGCAAAAACUUUGAAGGCUCAUGUUACACAUUUCCUACCUCAGUCUUGAGUUCUGUGCCCAUUCGUUCUCCUGUCCAUCAGCUAAAACUUAGUCCUAUUACUGCAUCUUCAUCAUGCUAAACCCUAUUGGAAAUGAGAAAUAAUGUUCCUUUGAUACCAACUGUGAUUCCAAUAAGAACAUUUCAUGAACGUGCAAUACAGAAGGCCUCACUGAUUUAUCUGAAAACGGAAUAGUCAUAGUUGGUGAUAACUUGUGUAUAUGGACACUGACUACAAACAAAUGUGAUGUACGCAGGGCUGGCUUUCUAGAGAUUUAAUGUCCUCUUUAAAAACAAACAAAACAACACUGCUUUUCUAAGUUUUUAAUCAGUGCAACCACUACUGUACUUCCAGAUCCCUAUGGAACCCCUUCCACGUAAAAGGGUCAGGCCCAUACAACUGUCUCUCGGUUACAAUUUUUCAAAGAGAUAGGAACAGCCUUGUUUAAAGUGUAAGCAAUAAACAACUGUAUCAGGAAAGAGCAAGUCAAAUGAAAAGCACAAUCCUUGAAAUGACAGGGAGGGCAAGCACUCCAAUAUUCGUUUUGCCUGUUUCCUUGCUGUUUGUUUCAUGCGUCAGGGAUUAAGCUGAUCUGAAGCUGGGGUUAGGAAGAAACUUCCCUUUGUGGUUUUAUUAUUGCAGAAUCAGGGGCAUUAGAGGGGGUUUUCACCUUUCUCAGAAGCAUCAGGCAUUGGCCACUCUCUGUGACAAGAUAUUUGAUUACAUGGACCAUUGAUCUAUUUAGGUGUGGCGUUUCCUGUGUUUCUGCAUUUGCCUUUGUACUGUAUGUGCUUUUACCUAACGCAGAGAACCAGGGACUUUAAAUGAAGUGAUCAGGCUAUCCUGCUGAGCUACUAUAUCUCAUCUGUUAUUUAAGAACUGCCCUGUAAUACUUGAACAUCUAUCUAACCCUCCUCAAAGUUACUCUUCCAUCCAUUGAAACUGUAAUUGGUGGCAUUGAGACUAAAAGUCUGAGCCCCAUCCUCUGACCCCUUCAAAGUGUUACUGGUUCGUACUAUGUGGAGAAAAGUGGUCUUGUUCAGUGUUACAUGGCUUGCUGUCAUAUGUAUGGUCACUCCCACCUAAUGUUUCUUCUGGUAAAAUUGUCUCUCACGAGGGGACUGACUGUCUUUUGUGUUGAGUUUCUGUGUCUGCAGGGAGUUCGGUAUGUGCUGCUGCUUUGUCCGUUGACAUUUUUUUUUAUAUGGGAAAUAGCAAUAAUUCCCUGAAGAUCUUGUGAAUGUGAAAGAAAAACUGAAA
This is a messenger RNA of Terrapene triunguis (Three-toed box turtle), 2385 nucleotides long. RefSeq names its product dual specificity phosphatase 5 (gene DUSP5). The transcript has 4 exons. Gene Ontology annotation, molecular function: protein tyrosine/threonine phosphatase activity; MAP kinase tyrosine/serine/threonine phosphatase activity. Gene Ontology annotation, biological process: endoderm formation; protein dephosphorylation; negative regulation of MAPK cascade. Lineage: Eukaryota; Metazoa; Chordata; Testudines; Emydidae. The record is from RefSeq and is a predicted model, not a curated record. Gene Ontology annotation, cellular component: nucleus; cytoplasm. Bases 49 to 1206 code for a protein of 385 amino acids.